Molecule: messenger RNA, 1303 nt
Organism: Coccinella septempunctata (seven-spotted ladybird)
Lineage: Eukaryota; Metazoa; Arthropoda; Insecta; Coleoptera; Coccinellidae
Product: mitochondrial basic amino acids transporter-like
Exons: 3
Coding region: 317-1213 (298 amino acids)
Biological process (GO): mitochondrial L-ornithine transmembrane transport
Cellular component (GO): mitochondrion
Molecular function (GO): high-affinity L-arginine transmembrane transporter activity
Source: RefSeq, a predicted model, not a curated record
AUACCACCGGAUUUAAAUGCUUUAUUUUAAUUUGAUUCCUCAGUAUCUUUGCGGAUCUUAUGUUACGUUCAGUCUCGAUCAAAGUGACCCUAUUUCGUUUUUUUGUUAUUAUGAGUGAUUACGGUCUCAUGUUAUUUUGUUGUAGCAUUUUCCUUUAAGAUAAAUUGAGCUUUCCUGAAGUACAUGGAGUCAAUGUCACACGAACUGAGAAGAAAUACGAACAAUUUGGAUCUCCUCGCAGAAAAAUACCUACUCAAUAAGAAUCCCUCAGAAUCGCCUAUUUUCGUAGAUACAUACCACAUUGAAAGCCCAGGGGAUGUCUCUUGAAUUCAUAGCAGGAUGUGUAGGAGGUUGCGCUGGCUUGGUGGUUGGCCACCCUCUAGACACUCUAAAAGUGCAUCUGCAAAACGACAAUGCCAAAAAUCCCAAGUACAGGGGAUCUUUGCACUUGGUUCGAACACUGGUGGUCAAAGAAGGCCUCAAAGGGAUAUAUAAAGGAAUCUCGAGCCCCUUGCUGGGAGUUGCGGCCAUCAACGCUAUCGUUUUUGGGGUCCAGGGUGGAACACGCAAGAAAUUCAAAGACCAGGACUCUUUAUUCUCGCAUUUCGUCGCUGGAGGCGCAGCAGGAUUCCUCCAGAGCUUCGUCUGUAGCCCCAUGGAGCUGGCGAAAACGAGGCUGCAAGUGUCUGAACCCAACCUCAGCCUCACCAAAUGCAUCAAAGGCAUUUACGAGGCUGACGGUAUAAGGGGGUUGUACAGAGGCCUCAAUAUGACCAUAGCCAGGGAAGUACCGUCCUUCGCAGCCUAUUUCGUCACCUACGAGUACCUCACGAGAUCCCACAAGACGAACGUCAGCACUGCCAUGAUGAUAUUCGCGGGUGGUACAGCCGGCAUGGCUGCCUGGAUAGUGACCUAUCCAGUGGAUGUCAUCAAGACCAGGAUCCAACUGGACGGUUUUAACUCGACGCCCAAAUAUCUGAACGCCCUCGAUUGCCUCAAGAAGAGCGUUUCUUCAGAAGGGUACGGCGUUCUGACCCGUGGACUCUCUCCCACCCUCAUCAGGGCUUUCCCAACUAACGCUGCUAUCUUCACGGUUGUAACCUGGACCAUGAGGUUCUUCGAUUCUAUAACGUUACCGCAAGGCGUCAAGAAGAGCCAAUAUUUCGUGGAUAAUAUGAUGUUGAACUCGAUGCAAAAACCAGAGAUUAUUUGACUAUUUAUACUAGUCUGUUUAGGUCUUAAUAUAGUUGAUUAUUUAUUUAUCGUAAGUCGACAGUUUUCAAUAAACCAAUUUGAAAUCAAA